AUGUCGCUUCUCAAGAUUUUUAACAUGGCUUUUUCACUCACAGUGAUGUACAUGACUACCAUGCUGUAUAUUUCCAGCAAGGUUGGGUUCCCUCUUCCAUUUUUGGAGCAGAUUGGAAGCGUGGUUCUUACAAUCUACAUUCCAAUAGUUGUUCUGCUAGUGUUGGGGACAUCACCAUUCACAAAGAAUUCUGAAUGUCGGCCAUACUUUAGGCGAUUCCAGCGAUUUCAGCUCGCGUAUUUAACUCUCGCCAUCAUAUACCCAUACUACAAAGCGCUUUACGAUUUUACACCAUCGCCGUAUCGUACGUUUACAGUCAUAAUGCUGCCGAUUUGGAAAUUUGGAUCCAAAUAUUUAGUAUUCACUUUUCAUAUCUGUCAGCAUGUCAAGUGCUGGAUCUUUGCUCUUAUCUGCAUUAUUCAUUGUUGUCGAUUUGGGACUCACAUUUCUGGAAUAUCGCGAACUUCGGGACAAUGCAUUUUUGGUAGUGCAAUUACUAAAUCAGCAACGAAUGUCUCAAGGUUAUCUGCAGCCAACGUCAUCGUCUGA
Plasmopara halstedii is the source of this 549-nucleotide messenger RNA. RefSeq lists its product as uncharacterized. The record is from RefSeq and is a predicted model, not a curated record. Bases 1 to 549 code for a protein of 182 amino acids. The transcript is spliced from 2 exons. Lineage: Eukaryota; Oomycota; Peronosporomycetes; Peronosporales; Peronosporaceae.